AUGUUGCGUAUUGGACCGAUUUGUCGCUAUGCUGAAGAUUUACCAAUUAUUCUCAAGGUGAUAGUAUCGGACGAUAAAUUAGAAUCAUUGCAAUUGAACAAGUCGACAGAUUUGAAAACGUUACGUGUCUUCUAUAUGAACGGUAUAUCGAAUUGUUUCGUGGAACCGCUCGGAUCUGAAUGCAGUAACGCUCUGAAAUUGGCCGUGGAACAUUUCGAGCGUAAAUACGACAUAUGCGCAAUUCGAGUGGAUCUUCCGCUGGUGCAUAACGCUCUCGACUUUUAUUUCACAAGUAUGAACGUGCCCGGAGAGCCGGCAAUGACUGACAUGGAUUGUGCGAUGGAGUUCAUCAAGUUGUUAUUCGGUAAAUCAGAGCAUAUGUUUGCGACGAUAUCGCAGGCACUUAUCGAGAAUCAUCCGAUGUAUAGUGAGGAUCGUAAACGAAUGAUAAUGGCGGAUCGUGAUCGCCUCCGACGUGAAGUUUGCGAUUUGUUGCAAGAUGAUGGUAUUCUUCUGUUUCCGUCCUUUCCAACACUAGCACCGUUUCAUAAUCAACCCUUGUUGACACCGUUCAAUUUCCUCUAUACGGCUAUUUGGAAUACGCUCACCUUGCCAGUGCUACAGUGCCCACUGGGCUUGUCAACAGAUGAUCCAUCGAAUAGACUACCAACCGGGGUACAAGUGGUUGGAUCGCCACUUUCGGAUCAUCUUCUGAUGGCCGUAGCACAGGAUCUGGAGGAAGCAUUCGGAGGAUGGGCAGUUCCGCAAUCGGUUGUAGUCAAUGAAUAA
This is a messenger RNA of Anisakis simplex (herring worm), 789 nucleotides long. The record is from the annotation of a GenBank genome assembly. NCBI's taxonomy places the organism in Eukaryota, Metazoa, Nematoda, Chromadorea, Rhabditida, Anisakidae.